AUGAACACUAUCCGGCAGAUCCAAGAACUCAACAAACGGGAGCUUGAGAAUGGAGUCUCCCCAGAAGCUUCAUGGCAUGCGGAUUAUCGCGACACAGCCUAUAUUUACAUUGGAGGAUUACCGUUCGAACUCUCUGAGGGAGACAUAAUUACGAUAUUCUCACAGUUUGGGGAGCCGACAUACGUCAAUCUCGUGCGUGACAAGGAGACUGGCAAGUCGAGGGGUUUUGCUUUCCUCAAGUAUGAGGACCAGCGGAGUACAGACCUUGCGGUUGAUAACCUUGGAGGGGCAGUAAUCAUGGGGAGAACCCUGAGAGUGGAUCACACGAGAUAUAAGAAAAAGGAUGAUGAGCCAGAGGAAGGACAAGAUUUGAACGCGGCCCAGAGAGAGAUCGAGGAUGUUGACGGGGAAAGUAGGAGGAAGAGGCGCCGGACAAGUGAGAGCGAAAGCGAAGAAGAACGACCGAUGCUCAAAGAAGAACGUGAGCUAGCCAAACUCAUACAAGAACAUGAUGAGGAAGAUCCCAUGAAGGCGUACUUAAUACAGGAGAAGAAGGAAGAAGUUGCCUUAGCUUUGGCUAGGGUGAAAGAAAGCAAGCAUUCGGAGAAGAGUCGUAAGCAUCGACACCACCAUCACAGAUCACAUCGGUCUAGGGAAGAUAGUGAGGGAGAAGAUAGUCGGCGGUCUCAUCGUCGAAGAGAGGGCCACAGUCGACAUAGAUCACAUUCUAGAGACGAUCUACGGGAUAGUGAUCCAUAUAGAGAGGACGAGAGGACUCGUCGGAGGAUAUCCGAACGAGAGAAGUCAGAGGAGUAUAGAUCGCGAAGGCGGAGCCCAAGGAGGGAUGGCCACGGACGAGAUGAUGAUGAGAGGAGGAGGAGAGAAGAGUCACCGGGCGACACGCGUCAUCGUGAGAGAAGAGACUCUCGACAUUAA
Amorphotheca resinae ATCC 22711 is the source of this 936-nucleotide messenger RNA. RefSeq lists its product as hypothetical. Gene Ontology annotation, molecular function: RNA binding. The transcript has 2 exons. The record is from RefSeq and is a predicted model, not a curated record. NCBI's taxonomy places the organism in Eukaryota, Fungi, Ascomycota, Leotiomycetes, Helotiales, Amorphothecaceae. Gene Ontology annotation, cellular component: precatalytic spliceosome; U2 snRNP; catalytic step 2 spliceosome. The coding region runs from base 1 to 936 and encodes 311 amino acids. Gene Ontology annotation, biological process: mRNA splicing, via spliceosome.